AUAACUCCUUGUUUCUUACAUUUUUUAUUCCAAAUAAAAAUUAAUUUUAAAACGUAACUAUUACAUUUUAGGGAAAUCAUUGAUGGAGACAUUUCGUGAAAUCUUAAGGAUAUUCGGGGAUUCUGCUCGAGAUUAUGUUCGGGAUUAUGUUUGGGAUUAUGUUUGGGAUUAUGUAGACUGCCACAGAAAACUUGAAGAAGAUCUGAAUGAGUUCAGAAACGAAUUUCAGGUUUUAAAGAGGAGAAAAAUUGACGUUAAAUCAAGAAUACAAGCAGAGGUUCACCCAGGGCAAGUGGUGAAACAAGAAGUGAGGGGCUGGCUUAACGAUGUUCGAAAGAUCAAAAAAGACAUACAAGAUGUUGAAGAAAGGGCGCGCAGAGUUUCAUACUUCCAACGUGCCAGUCUCGAUAAACUUGUGCGUGAAAAAGUUGAAGUGGUGAAGAGAAUUCAAGAGGGGGGCAUUUUCAAUGAAGGCCUUGUGAUUGACAGAGCUCCAGCUCGUGGAGUCAUAAUUCCAACAGAGAAUUUAGUGGGGGAAAUUUCUACUAAGGAAGAAAUUUGGGGGCACUUGAUGGGUGAUGAGAUUGGAAUGAUUGGAGUUUGUGGGAUUGGUGGAGUUGGAAAGACUACGAUCAUGAAGAAUCUCCACAAUGAUUUACAGAGGGAGACUAGAUUUCAGAAAGUGAUCUGGGUUACUGUGUCACAUCCUCUCAAUUUUUUUGAAUUACAAAAGAAGAUUGCUCGUGAUAUGGGCGAAAGUCUUCCAGAGGAUGAAGAUGUGAUGAUGCGAGCAGCAGCACUAAUGCAAAUAAUGAGAAGAGUGAGAUAUGUGGUAAUAUUAGAUGAUGUAUGGGAUACGUUCUCUCUUAAUGAUGUUGGAAUUCCGGAUCUGAAGGCGCAAAAUAGGUGCAAAGUAGUUAUUACCAGUAGAUCAAUUGAAGUAUGUAGUUAUUUGUGUUGUAAGAUUGUUGAAGUGCAACCUCUUUCACAAGAGGAGUCUCUAAAGUUAUUCCUCAAUACAGUUGGGAAUGGUGUUUCACAAGUUCCAGGGUUGGAAGACAUCUUGAAGCUUAUUGUGAAAGAAUGUGCCGGUUUACCACUAGCUAUUGUUGUAAUAGCUGGAAGCAUGAGGGGAGUUAAUGAUGUUAAAGUGUGGAGAAAUGCACUGACUGAAUUACAAGAUCGUGUAAAGAGUGUGAAAACUUCAAAUGAUGAGAUAUUUAAGAGAUUAAGAUUUAGUUUUGAUCGGUUGGAUAGUUUGGAAGUUCAGAAUUGUUUUCUUUAUUGCUCUUUAUUUCGGGAGGAUUAUGUGUUUUCUAGAAGAGAGCUGAUAGAAUGUUUGAUUGAUGAAGGACUAAUUGAUCGGUCGCUAAGUAGAGAAGCAACUUAUAAUAGGGGCCAUGCUAUUAUAGAUAGGCUUGAGAAGAAUUUCUUAUUAGUAAAAGAUACUUUUCACUCAGGUUUAUUUUACUAUGGUAAUGAGCAAAUUAGUUUUCUUAGUGCUGCUGUUAAGAUGCAUGAUGUAGUGAGAGACAUGGCUAUUAGAAGCAUUGGUUCUGAAUUUGGAUAUAUGAUAAAAGCUGGUAUGAAUUGGGUAGAGCUACCAGAUGAGCAUGGUUGGGUAAAAGACCCUAAGAAGUUGUCUCUAAUGGAAAAUAACAUUUUAAAAGUUCCUCUUAGUUUGUCCCCAAAGUGUUCAACCCUUACAACUUUGAUAUUAUCAAGCAAUCCAAAUUUGUCAGAGAUUCCAGAAUCCUUUUUUGAUGAGAUGCUUGCUUUGAAGGUUCUUGAUCUCUCUAGCACUGCUGUUGAGACUCUACCUAAUUCCAUCUCUAAAUUGAAGAAUCUAUCUACCUUGCGAUUACAACUUUGCAAGAAGUUAAAGUACUUGCCUUCCUUAGCAAACCUCAGGGGAUUGAAGAAGUUGGACUUGCACGGGGCAAGGAUUGAGGUGGUCCCUCAAGGCAUGGGGAUGCUGAUAAGUCUUGAAUAUCUUGAUUUGUUAUUUUGUCCAAAUUUAAAAGAGAUUCCAACAGGAAUAUUACCUAACCUUUCCAGUCUACAAUACUUAGCAGUAAGUUGUUUGCGAGAAACUACAACAGUGAGAAAUUUUGAAGAGGUUGCUAGAUUGAAGAAGUUGGAGACUAUAGAAUGUCAAUUUGAUGGCAUACAAGACUUCAAUUAUUUUGUCAACAAGUUCAAAGAUUUCCUGAGUGCUACUGCGUACAGUCUUGUAGUUGGGACCGCAGAAGACAUGAUUAGACUGGGCAAAUAUGAGCUUGUAAUUACUGAUUGUGAGAUCGGAGAAGAAUGUAUAGUGCUUCCAAAUAACCUUGAAGAUUUGUGGAUAAUUGGGGGUGAAAACAUAAGAAGCAGCUUAAGCAAAAUAACUCUGUUAGAGAAAGCAAACGACUUGAGGAGGUGUUAUAUUAUCGGUAGUGAAGAGAUAGAGUGUGUGUUUGAGUUGGACUCAUCCUCCUCCUCAUUGUGUUGUCCAAUACUUGAUAAGCUUGAAUUGCUGAAACUUCAGCAAUUGCCUAGGUUGUGUGAACUUGUGAGAGUGGAACGAGUAGAAACACCACCACAUGUCUUUUCCAAUCUUAAACAACUUGAAAUAAUCCGAUGUUGGGGAUUGAGGAAGUUGCUUCCACUUGAGCUAAUGCAGGCCCUCCAAAACUUAGAGGAGAUUAUAGUUUUGACUUGCGACCAAAUAGAGGAGAUAAUAGCAUCAUCAGAUUUAGAUGCAUCAUCAUCAGAUAAAUUCACUUUCACUUUUCCUAAGUUAAGGGAAUUGCGCUUGUGGAACUUACCCCAAUUGAAAAGCAUCUGCAGUGCCAAAGGAGUUAUGGUUUGUAAUUCUAUUGAAAAAAUUGUAAUGAGCGGAUGUCCAGAAUUAAAGAGGAUCCCUGUGCAGCUUCCCCAACUUGAUAACGGCCAACCAUCUCCUCCUCCUCAUCUCAAAGAAAUCAAGAUAGGUGAACAAUCAAAAGAAUGGUGGGAAUCAGUGGAGUGGGAUCAUCCUGAUGCUAAGAACCUCUUUCAACCUUUCUUGAAAUAUUCUAACAGAUGUUGGGAUUGAGGGAAGUGAAGCAGGAAAAGAGGAUUUAGCAAGGGGUAACUUGCACUUUAUGCUAUGUAAGUUUCCACUUAGUGUCUUGUUUCUAUUUCCUUUGAUGGUCUAUUAGCUUUCAUUCAUACCAUGACAAUCUACAACUUGCCUUGUGAUUUUUUGUUUUGCAAAUUGGCCACCAUUUGCCCCAGUUGUUCAUAAUGAUAUUGCAAAUGAUAUACUGAUUUAUUGACAGGAGUUGAUAUAUAUUGCCCUUUCAUCAUUCUUAGGUAUGUAAGCUUUUUGCAUUUUUACUUUUCGUUAUGGUUAUUUUAGUGUUUCAUUUUGGUAGAUUAUAUUUACUGACUAAAUACAUGCAAUUGUA
Messenger RNA from Rubroshorea leprosula, 3434 nucleotides. NCBI's taxonomy places the organism in Eukaryota, Viridiplantae, Streptophyta, Magnoliopsida, Malvales, Dipterocarpaceae. The record is from the annotation of a GenBank genome assembly.